Molecule: messenger RNA, 1695 nt
Organism: Dichotomopilus funicola
Lineage: Eukaryota; Fungi; Ascomycota; Sordariomycetes; Sordariales; Chaetomiaceae
Product: MFS peptide transporter
Exons: 4
Coding region: 1-1695 (564 amino acids)
Biological process (GO): transmembrane transport; oligopeptide transport
Cellular component (GO): plasma membrane; fungal-type vacuole
Molecular function (GO): tripeptide transmembrane transporter activity
Source: RefSeq, a predicted model, not a curated record
AUGUCUGCAUCCGAAAUCGGCAAACACGGCGGCAUAGACGAACACGUCACCGCCGUCUCGCCGUCGUCAUCCUCGUCCUCCGCAGCUGGGAUCGCAGCGCUCGAUGACGGCCUCCCACCGACAGAGGAAGAGAAACGCACGCUCCGUCGAGUCAGCGACGUGGUGCCCAAGUCGGCGUUCAUCGUCGCAGUGGUCGAGCUGUUUGAGCGGUUCGCGUACUACGGCGCCAACAGUCUGUUCCAGAACUAUGUGUCGACGGCGUAUGGACUCGGCCAGCCACGGACGACGGCCACGGCGCUGUCGACGCUGAGUAACUUCUUUAUGUACGUCACGGCCAUCAUUGGUGCGGUGGUCGCUGACCAGUACCUGGGCCGGUUUCGGGCCAUCGUGCUCUUCGCUGGCAUCUACUCCAUCGGCCUGCUGAUUCUGUGGACAACCGCCCUACCGUCUACGAUGGAAGCCGUCAGUGCCAACGGCCGGCUGGCAGCGUUCGUGGUGGCUCUGCUCACGAUCGGUCUCGGCACGGGUGGUAUCAAGUCAAAUGUCGCGCCGAUGAUUGGCGACCAGUACGCACACCGGGAAAUGGUUACUAAAAUCGACGUGAAGACGGGGCAGAAGGUGAUUGUCGACCCGGCGGUGACGUAUAACCGCAUUUACACAAUCUACUACGGGUGUAUUGAGGUAGGCUCCCUGUCGGGGCUGGCGACGCCGUUCAUGGAGAAGCGGUAUGGAUUUUGGGCGCCGUUUUUGCUGACGUGGUGUGUUCUGUGCGUGGCCGUCAGUAUCUUCGUAGCCGGACGCAAGACUUACGUAGUCCGCAAACCCCAAGGCUCCGUGAUCCUACACGCCUUCCAAGCCCUCGGCCAAAUCAUCCGCCACCGCAACCUCGACGCGGCCAAACCCUCCUGGCGCGCCGCCCACGGCCUCACUUCCAAACUAGUGCCCUGGAACGACCAAUUCGUGUCCGACGUCCAACAAACCCUCAACGCCUGCAAAGUCUUCGCCUUCUACCCCGUCAUCUGGGUCUGCUACUCGCAGCUCUCCUCCAACCUAGUCUCGCAAGCAGCCAUGAUGCAAGGCCACGGGGUGCCCAACGAUUUCAUGCGCUCGCUCGAAACAGUUUCCAUCCUAGUCUUCCUCCCCAUCAUCGACCGCAUCGUGAUGCCGCUGCUCCGGCGCCGUGGCAUCGUCCUCCGGCCUGUCAAGCGCAUCGCCAUCGGCUUCGCGACCAUCGGGCUCGGCAUGGCCUACGCCGCUAUCGUCCAGCACCUCAUCUACUCCGCGCCGCCGUGCUUCGAACACCCGCUAGCCUGCGCAGCCGCCCAACAACCCGACGGCACGGUCCUACCUAACAACGUGCACAUCGCGAUCCAGACGCCGUUGUACGUGUUGUUCGGGAUUGCGUCCAUCUUCCUCAACACCACGGGCCCGGAGUUUGCGUACACUCAUUCGCCACCGCAGUUGAAGAGUUUUGUGCAGAGCUUGUAUUUGUUGACGGUUGCCAUUGGGAGUGCGCUGGCGCUGGCGUUGGUGCCGGUGAGUGUGGAUCCGAAGGUGUUGUGGAUGUAUGUAGGCGUGGCGAUAGCGGUGUUUGUGAUUGGGACGGUGAUGUAUACGACGUUGAGGCACUUGGAUAAGGAGGAGGAUGCGUUGUAUGAGGAUAAGGUUUCUGAGGAGGGUCAGGAGCGGUCUUAG